CUCAGGGUACGUAGUUGAGUAUGAGUGAAAAGCGCAGCCGCUGCAUGGACAGUGGAGAGAGGUGAGAAGCUGUCUGUGGGUGAAACGUGGCGUCCUGUGGUCCAAAAGACACACUCCUGAAGUAAAACAGCUCACUGGUGCAGCACUUAUCAAAACACGACAUCAUGACUGACAGAAAGGCCGUGAUCAAGAAUGCUGACAUGACCGAGGACAUGCAGCAAGAUGCUGUGGAUUGUGCCACACAGGCCAUGGAGAAGUACAACAUUGAGAAAGACAUUGCUGCCUACAUCAAAAAGGAGUUUGACAAGAAGUACAACCCCACGUGGCACUGCAUCGUGGGACGGAACUUCGGCAGCUACGUGACGCACGAAACGAAGCACUUCAUCUACUUCUAUCUCGGUCAAGUUGCCAUCCUGCUCUUCAAGUCAGGCUGAGAAAGGCUUUCCACUUUCCAUCGCACAAAUUCUGAGCUUAAGCUCCAAACCUGGACUGUGAUGCACUGAUGACUGAUGCCACAACACACACACGCGCACAUACACACACUCAUGCGCACACACACACACACAAACAAACACUCUAACACUAACACACAUACAUACAUACAUACAUACAUACAUACAUAUAUAUAUAUAUACACACAUGAACACAACCAUACUCUUGCUCACCCUGAGAAAAUAGCUAUGGAGGCUGUGCAUAAGUGCAUGGACCGUGUACAAUAUUUAAUUUGUAUAUGUUGCUUUUCUGUAGUUGCUCUUGAGUUAAAGCAACUUUUUUUGCUGAGUAUUUUUGCAAAGUUGAAUUUUGUUUUUGCACUAAAAGUUGUAUAAACUGCUUUGACUGCUGCCUUUAAGUAAUAUUAAAGAACAAUACAUCAUA
Molecule: messenger RNA, 876 nt
Organism: Pangasianodon hypophthalmus (striped catfish)
Lineage: Eukaryota; Metazoa; Chordata; Actinopteri; Siluriformes; Pangasiidae
Gene: dynll2b
Product: dynein, light chain, LC8-type 2b
Exons: 3
Coding region: 165-434 (89 amino acids)
Biological process (GO): microtubule-based process; cilium assembly
Cellular component (GO): cytoplasmic dynein complex
Molecular function (GO): dynein light intermediate chain binding; dynein intermediate chain binding
Source: RefSeq, a predicted model, not a curated record